AUAAAAAGCUGGUUGGAAGUGCUGAACAAACAUGAAUCCAAGCAUAGAAGCAAGAUCAGAUUUUUAUUCCCGGACAAACAGAGGAAUGAGUUUGAGGAUGAAGACUGGAAUCUGCAAGCUUCUUCUUCUUCAUCUUCUUCUCCUUGCAAUGGUGGAAUGCAGUUUGGCUAAAAGAGGAUUUUCCAUGGCGGAUAGUGCAGCUCAAGAGCUCGUGAAAGCGCAGUCGUUUCCACGGCAAAACACGGCGAGUUUCCCUGCCACCGCCGUCGACAACCACCAUGUGAUACCGAGGACCCAGUUUAACAGCAAUAGCCCGCCUGAUGCGGAUGAUGAAGGAACUGGAAGUGGUGAGAUUAAUGGUUGAGUUAUGUGUAAUUUCAGCCCUGAAACAUACAAAUCUUAAUUUGUUUUUAUGUAAUAUGGCAGAAGUCCUGUGUAAUACUGAAAGUUUUAUGUAAAUAAAAUGUUGUUCACAUCUAUGCAGAGA
Molecule: messenger RNA, 487 nt
Organism: Phalaenopsis equestris
Lineage: Eukaryota; Viridiplantae; Streptophyta; Magnoliopsida; Asparagales; Orchidaceae
Exons: 2
Coding region: 32-364 (110 amino acids)
Source: RefSeq, a predicted model, not a curated record